GCCCGCUCUGCACGGAGGUGCCUCACGCCGCCCGCCCCGCCAUGUCGCCCACCAAACGCGUGGCGCUGGUGACCGGAGCCAACAAGGGCAUCGGCUUCGCCAUCACGCGCGAGCUGUGCCGCCAGUUCUCCGGGGACGUGGUGCUCACGGCGCGGGACGAGCCGCGGGGCCGGGCGGCCGUGCAGCAGCUGCAGGCCGAGGGCCUGAGCCCGCGCUUCCACCCGCUGGACAUCGACGACCCGCAGAGCAUCCGCGCCCUGCGCGACUUCCUGCUCAAGGAGUACGGGGGGCUCAACGUGCUGGUCAAUAACGCGGGCAUCGCCUUCAAGCAGGCUGAUCCCACGCCGUUUCAUAUUCAAGCGGAAGUGACCAUGAAAACGAACUAUUUUGGUACCAAAAAUGUCAGCACCGAGCUACUCCCUCUAAUGAAACCUCAAGGCAGAGUGGUCAAUGUGUCAAGCACCAUGAGUGUGAGAGCCCUUAAAAGCUGCAGCCCAGAGCUGCAGGAGAAGUUUCGGAGUAAGACCAUCACCGAGGAGGAGCUAACAGGGCUUAUGAACAAGUUUGUGGAAGAUACCAAGAAAGGAGUGCACCAACAGGAAGGCUGGCCCAACACUGCAUAUGGAGUGAGCAAGAUUGGAGUCACAGUCUUGUCCAGAAUCCAUGCCAGAAAGCUCAACGAGCAGAGGAGUGGGGACAAAAUCCUCCUGAAUGCCUGCUGCCCAGGGUGGGUGAGAACCGACAUGGCGGGACCCACCGCUACCAAAAGCCCAGAAGAAGGAGCAGAGACCCCUGUGUAUUUGGCUCUCCUACCCCCAGAUGCAGAGGGGCCUCAUGGACAGUUUGUCACAGAGAAAAAAGUUGAAAAAUGGUGAGCUCAGCUCUCCUCCACCUGUGGUCUAUAUUUUGAUCCUUGACCUAAUAUGCCUUACUCCUAAUAUCCUUACUGAAAGAGAAGAAAAAAAUCAAAAUGUUCUUCUCAUGUACUCUGUACUAAUCUGCUACUAAUUGAAUAGAUGAUUGAAUGGAUAAAUAACUAAAUCUUCUUCAGUGAAACAGAAAGACAAAGAUUAAAUAAAAUUUGAAAAUACA
Molecule: messenger RNA, 1092 nt
Organism: Dipodomys spectabilis (banner-tailed kangaroo rat)
Lineage: Eukaryota; Metazoa; Chordata; Mammalia; Rodentia; Heteromyidae
Product: carbonyl reductase [NADPH] 1
Exons: 3
Coding region: 42-875 (277 amino acids)
Molecular function (GO): carbonyl reductase (NADPH) activity
Source: RefSeq, a predicted model, not a curated record